Messenger RNA from Orycteropus afer afer, 750 nucleotides. RefSeq names its product ribosomal protein L14 (gene RPL14). Gene Ontology annotation, molecular function: structural constituent of ribosome; RNA binding. The transcript is spliced from 6 exons. The record is from RefSeq and is a predicted model, not a curated record. Gene Ontology annotation, biological process: translation; ribosomal large subunit biogenesis. NCBI's taxonomy places the organism in Eukaryota, Metazoa, Chordata, Mammalia, Tubulidentata, Orycteropodidae. Gene Ontology annotation, cellular component: cytosolic large ribosomal subunit; ribosome. Bases 1 to 750 code for a protein of 249 amino acids.
AUGCUGCUGGGUCCAGCUGACUACGAGUACACAGCCCUGGGCACGCCGACAUCCGCUGGGACCCUAGGACACUGCCGAAGAGUGUUCAGGCGUUUCGUGGAGGUUGGCCGGGUGGCCUACGUCUCCUUUGGACCUCAUGCCGGAAAACUGGUCGCGAUUGUAGAUGUCAUUGAUCAAAACAGGGCUUUGGUUGAUGGACCUUGCACUCAAGUAAGGAGGCAGGCCAUGCCUUUCAAAUGCAUGCAGCUCACUGACUUCAUCCUCAAGUUCCCACAUAGUGCCCGUCAGAAGUAUGUCCGGCAAGCCUGGCAGAAGGCAGAUAUCAAUACAAAAUGGGCAGCCACAAGGUGGGCCAAGAAGAUUGAAGCCAGAGAAAAGAAAGCCAAGAUGACAGAUUUUGAUCGUUACAAAGUCAUGAAGGCAAAGAAAAUGAGAAACAGACUCAUAAAGUAUGAAGUUAAGAAGCUCCAAAGAGCAGCUCUUCUGAAAGCUUCUCCCAAAAAAGCAACUGCUGCAAAGGGGGCUGCUGUAGCUGCAGCAGCUGCUGCAAAAGUUCCAGCGAAGAAGGUGACUGCUGCAGGCAAAAAGGUUCCAGCCCAGAAGGAGAAGGCAGCAGGCCAGAAGGAGAAGGUUUCUGCCCAAAAGGAGAAAGCUACAGGCCAGAAGGGUGGGCCUCCAAAAGCUCAGAAGGGUCAGAAAGUGCCAGCCCAGAAAACACCUGCGCCAAAGGCAGCAGGCAAGAAAGCAUAA